AUGUCAUCCACUCUCCUGCCCAACGAGAGCUUAUCUUUCACUAUUACAAUAAAAGAAGAUUCAGUGAUUGAUGUCAAUCAAAGAUGUCUGUAUCUCAGUGCUAAUCCUGUGAGUCUCCUUCCCGUCAGAAGAGUGAUAGCCAGUUCCGGGUUUCUACGAGAGACAAUCAUUCUUCUAGGUCUGUUACAACCAAAGCCCAGCUCAGCAUUACUACGAAUUAAACAUGUUGCAAUUGACUUCUCACGGGACUUUGUUCGGCAAACGAAUUUCGUGCCGGGCCUGCGGAUCAUUGGGCAGAUCCGAAUCAAUACCGAGCACACCAGCGGGUUCACAGAGCUCGCGAGAGGCCAGAGGGUAUUCGUGUUUCCCUAUUCUAAUUGCUUAUUGCAAAACUGCGCGAAUACAUGCGAGAACUGUCGGCUAGUGUCGUUGCAAGAGGAUGAUGUUGCCUUUGACAAAGCAGAUCAGUAUGAUCUUCAUCGAAACUACCCGUGCACUGAGGAAUGGAUUUAUGGAAGGACUAUCGAUGGGGGACUUCAGGACUUUAUACAAAUCCCACAUCCUUCCAAACUGUUACUUCUUGUGCCUGAUCAGGUCUCUCUGCGCGACUGUUGUUUCCUACUAGAUGUCGCUGUUCCGUUCAUGUCCUAUUGCAAGGACCAUCUAUGUCAAGGAGCGAAUCUAAUGGGCAGGACGCUAGUCAUUCUCAACGAUGUCAAGAAAGAAUCCAAUGAUUGUUUGUUAGUAAUCCGUCACCUUCUCCUUAAUGAUCAGCAAUUCACCUUCACAGAUGUUGCCACCUUGAGAGAAAGCCCUUCACUUCAAGACACCUACCAAAAACGAUUCAAUGAUGUAUUUAUCAUUGCUGCUGGACAGCAAGCUCUUGAUUUUGCUGUGUCGUUUCGUGCUCCAAACAUGAACUUCAAUGAAACGAACGAGCCACAAAUUACUUUAUUGUCUACUCAAUCGCACGAUUUAACAAUACCUCACUUCAUCAAUGUUGCACAAUUAUCGCUCUCUUUCAAAGACCGGUUUCUAAUGGAGGAGCUUUUACUCAGUAUCGCGGAGAUGAAUCUCUUAACUAAAUCUCAGCUUCCAAAACGGUUCACCUGGAGUCUGGGGUCAAGUCUUGAUUCAUACCGAGCAGAAGUUCAACCUUCAUCUUUCUUUGAUGAAGACUCCAGCUUCUUUGAGAAUUUACUUCUGUUUAGUGGCAGAAUUGAUACAGAAAGCUCUAUAAUCAAUCUGUCACUUGCAAGUGACAGCAACAAUCUGGAUAAGGGACGGUCAAGGAAACUUUUGAGAUGGUUCCAAUGUGACUAUUGCUUGAAUUUAGGUCCUGACGAUCAAUGUGACCACGCGCUAGAAUGCACAUGUCUACUGACAAAAACAAUCAAUCGAUUACUCGCUGAGCAAACUCACAUCCGGAGAGUUUUUUUGACAAUCACACAGAGGAGUAAUAGAAGUGUGAACGCUCUCAUAUUCAGUUGA
Molecule: messenger RNA, 1491 nt
Organism: Australozyma saopauloensis
Lineage: Eukaryota; Fungi; Ascomycota; Pichiomycetes; Serinales; Metschnikowiaceae
Exons: 1
Coding region: 1-1491 (496 amino acids)
Source: RefSeq, a predicted model, not a curated record